Messenger RNA from Aspergillus steynii IBT 23096, 1857 nucleotides. RefSeq names its product MFS gliotoxin efflux transporter glia. NCBI's taxonomy places the organism in Eukaryota, Fungi, Ascomycota, Eurotiomycetes, Eurotiales, Aspergillaceae. The coding region runs from base 22 to 1722 and encodes 566 amino acids. The transcript is spliced from 3 exons. Gene Ontology annotation, molecular function: transmembrane transporter activity. The record is from RefSeq and is a predicted model, not a curated record. Gene Ontology annotation, biological process: transmembrane transport.
AUUCAACUGCAUUCCGAGAACAUGGUAGCAGAGCAGCACACCGAGGGCACGGCGGCCGAGGCCAGCCUAGGGUCGAAAUCAUCGCCCUCGUCGCAAAGCCUCGCGGAGAAGACGUCACCCCAGGACAUCACUGACAUUCAGUCCCCCGUGGACACGGGCGCCGAUGUCGUCGAUGAGUACCCUCACGGCAUUCGACUCGUCCUUUUGGCCGGCGCGUCCAUCAUGGGCGUGUUCCUCAUCGCGCUGGACCAGACAAUUGUCGGUACCGCGAUCCCGGAAAUCACUGCCGAGUUUGAUGGUCUUAAAGACGUAUCCUGGUACUCCGCGGCCUACUUCAUGACAUUUGGCGGCCUCGAGGCAUCGUGGGGCAAGGCCUUUAAAUACUUUGAUAUAAAAUGGACUUUUAUUGCAUCUCUCACAAUAUUCGAGAUUGGCAGCCUCAUCUGCGGCGUCGCGCCGUCGUCUGUCGCCCUGAUCAUCGGGCGUGCCAUUGCUGGAAUCGGCGCCGCUGGCAUCUCCGUCGGUGGAACAAGCAUCGUCGCCUUCAGCGUCCCGCCCAAGACGCGACCGAUUCUCAUGGGGCUCAUCGGGCUGACGUACGGGCUGAGCUCCGUGCUUGGGCCGCUGAUUGGCGGUGCCUUUACGGAAAAUGCCACCUGGCGAUGGUGCUUCUACAUCAACCUUCCUGUCGGGGCUGUCGGCGCGGCCGUCGUUAUCAUCUUCUUUCACCUCCCGGCCGCGGUCAAGCCGCCGCCCAUCAGUUUCGGCCAGAAGCUGCUUCACCUGGAUCCCGUCGGGAUGUGUCUCACCAUGGCGGCCAUCAUAUGCUUCGUCUUGGGCUUGCAGUAUGGCGGAGUCGAAUAUCCUUGGAAGAGCAGCAAGGUGGUUGGCCUUUUAGUCGGCUUUGGGGUGCUUAUCAUUGCCCUGAUCCUCUGGUCCAUAUGGCUAGGCGAGUAUGCCAUGAUGACUCCGCGGCUUUUCAAGAAGCGUGGGCUCUGGAGCGUCUGCCCCUACCAGUUCUUCUUCCUCGGCGAUCUGCUCCUCCUCCUGUACUACCUCCCCAUCUACUUCCAGUCUGUCAAGGGCGCCAGCCCCAUCCAGUCCGGCGUCGACAAUCUGCCCAUCGUCCUCGCAGUUGCCAUCUUCGCUAUCCUGGGUGGUGUCUUUGUGACUACGACAGGCCUCCCGACACCGGCCAUGUUUGUCGGCGCGUUGCUCGGGACCGUUGGCUGCGGCCUCUUUUACACGCUCGAAAUUGACACCCCGAGUCCAAAGUGGAUAGGAUACCAGAUUCUCGCCGGAUCUGCCAUAGCAUUUUCCGUUCAGAACGGCCUCAACAUUGCCCAGGCCAGCGUCGACCCAGAGGAUCUGCCAGCCGUGACGGCUUGCCUUUACUUCUUCCAAACAGUCGGAGGAGCAUUCACAAUCUCCUCCGGACAAGCCGCCUUUGUGAACCAGAUCCUAGUAAAGCUCGCAUCAUCUGCGCCCGGGGUUCCCGGCCAGAAAGUCAUCAGCGCGGGGGCUUCAGAGCUACGCAAUGUCUUUUCUCCGGAGGAACUGCCCGGUGUAUUAGUGGCCUACAUGCACGGUCUAAAGGCGACGUUUGCCCUUUCCAUUGCCUUUUGCGGCAUUGCCCUGAUCUCUACGUUGUUUGUUCCUUGGAAGCGGCUUGCGACGCAUGCACCCGGUCCUGACGAUAAGGAGGAGGGUAAACAGAGGUAGAUGGUAUCCUUGGCAGCUUAACGAAUUGGCCGGUUACUCCUGCCACAAUACGGCCAGAGUCAACAUGGUGGUUCAGUGUGGUUUGUUGCAACUGCAAGAACAGUGGCUAUAAAGAUAUUUGCCGGAUCAGUGUGG